CCGACCUCAGCAGCUGAGCUGGUGAGAGACAGUAAACACAGACCGAGUUCCUGUUUCCUUCAGCUGAUGGUCCAGGCUUCGGUAUCUGAAACCCAAUGAUUGUGCGCCAGCUCCCAUGUAGAGGAUUCAUAAACUCUCACCUGCAUGCCAACCUGAGAAGGCCUCAGGGAAGCCAAGACAUGGCCAGACCCAGUUCAGACUUCGCAGCACUCAGGGAGAUCUUCUCCAAGGCCAAGAAUAUAGCCAUCGUCACCGGAGCAGGGGUGAGUGCAGAGAGUGGAGUCCCCACCUUCAGAGGAGCAGGAGGCUACUGGAGAAAAUGGCAAGCACAGAAACUUGCCACCCCAGAGGCCUUCUCCAGGAAUCCCUCGCGUGUUUGGGAGUUUUACCAUUACCGACGCGAGGUCAUGCUCACAAAAAACCCCAACCCGGCCCACCUGGCCAUCGCAGAGUGUGAGGAGCGACUGAGUAAACAGGGACGCACGGUGACAGUCAUCACUCAAAAUAUUGACGAGCUCCACCGCCGCGCCGGAUCCCAAAACAUCCUGGAAAUCCACGGCAAUCUGUUUAAAACACGCUGUAUGAGCUGUGGUCAUGAAGUGGACAAUUACAAGAGCCCCAUCUGUGCCGCUCUGGAGGGCAAAGGAGCUCCAGACCCAGACACAGAUGAUGCUCAGAUCCCUGUUCAGCAGCUGCCCAGGUGUGAGCAACAAGGCUGUCAUGGUCUCCUGAGACCAGCUGUGGUUUGGUUUGGAGAGACUCUGGACUCCGGCAUCCUCACCCGCGCAGAGAAAGUAUUGGACAGCUGUGACCUCUGCCUGGUGGUCGGCACGUCGUCCAUCGUGUAUCCAGCGGCCAUGUUUGCUCCUCAGGUGGCAGCCAGAGGUGUCCCCGUAGCCGAAUUCAACAUGGAGGACACACCGGCCACCAUGCGCUUCAAGUUCCACUUCCACGGCCCCUGUGGGACCACGUUACCCCCCGCGCUGGCACGCCACGAGACCGAACACGCAUGAGUCCCGGACGUCGGCUGCACACGGACCAGACUGUCGAACACUGGAGGACUUUAUUGGUGCAAAUACCAAACAAUAAUGGGUUGAAUGUAAUGAACAGGUUUAUAAAAAGUAGGGUAUUAACGAUAUCAUUUCUGUGAUUUAAUGUUUUUUCAACGUGGACGACGUAACAUUGGAGCGGCUGUCAUGUCAGAUCACACCAGUGCUGUUUGCUGACUGCUGCAACGGCCACAUUUUCAUAAUUGAGAGACUUGUCCAGAAGCCAUUGCAACAUAUUAACUGUGCUCUAUCUAAAAAGUAUUGCUGAAAAAGACAGUGACACAAAUAAAUAUGAUUGACUGUG
Molecule: messenger RNA, 1353 nt
Organism: Pseudoliparis swirei
Lineage: Eukaryota; Metazoa; Chordata; Actinopteri; Perciformes; Liparidae
Product: NAD-dependent protein deacylase sirtuin-5A, mitochondrial-like
Exons: 9
Molecular function (GO): protein-malonyllysine demalonylase activity; protein-succinyllysine desuccinylase activity; NAD+ binding
Source: RefSeq, a predicted model, not a curated record